AUGGGACGGCCACAACCGCCGCGGCCGCCGCCGCCGCCGCCGCCGCCGCCGCUGCCGCGGCGCUGCCGGCGGCGGCGGCGACGGCGGUACAACCUGCUGACGGCGGCGGCAGGGCCACGGGUGCAGGAAAGGGGGGCAUCUUUGAGCGGCAGCAGGCCGGCGGCUAGCGGUGGCGGCUCCGUGGAGCUGAUGCCGCCACCGCCGCCGCCGGCGAAGCCGGAGCCGAAGGAGGCUAACGGGAGCAGCAACGGGAGUGCCGUCGCGAGCAGUCACGGGAGCAGGAAGAGCUCGGGCUCGCGCAAGGUGGGGAAGAGACAAGGGGGCUCUAGUAACAAGAGCGGGGGGCGAAGCGGCCAUGGGGGGCGGUCGGAGGAUGGACCGGCCACGAGUGAUAGGGACGAGCAUCCGUGGAAGGUUGGGUCUACGCUGGAGGUUAUCACGUGGAACAGAACGGACCGGAAGUUCUGCGACAUCGUUGAAACCGCCCCCAUCUCGGCCAUGACGGACGACCCGGACCCUGCCAAGCGAACCAAGUACUACGUGCACUACCACGGGCUCAACAGACGGAUGGACGAGUGGGUCGGGGCCGACCGGGUGACCAAGCCGCCAUCGGUGGCUAAGGCGCAAGCCAAGGCGCAGAAAGAAGAGACGGAGCGGGCCCGGAAAGAGUUCGAGCGGGACAAUUCUGCGGAAGUUGACCUGGGGAUUCGCACCCGUCAGCAGAAGCGAAAGAUCGGAGACACGGAAGAAGAAGAGGUGGCCGGGGCGGGAGGCCUGGGGGGUCACGGCGGGCAGACGAUGCAUAUGGACGACGAUCACGAUGAGCACCAUGGUCUGGACGAGGCGUCUCUUAAGGAGCACGAGGAGGUCACCAAGGUCAAGAACGUGAACGGGGUCGAGCUCGGGCGAUACCGGAUGGAGUGCUGGUACUUCUCCCCCUUCCCCAAAGAGUUCUACCCGGAUGGCUACGUGGACACCCUCUAUUUCUGCGAGUACACUCUCAGAUACUUCCGUCACAAGAAGGAGCUUCUUCGGUUUCAGAGGAAGCAGAAACCGCCCCGACACCCUCCGGGCAACGAGAUCUACCGCAACGGCAACCUUGCCAUGUUCGAGGUGGACGGGGGGGAACAGAAGGAGUACGGCCAGAACCUGUGCUCCCUGGCCAAGCUAUUCUUGGACCACAAGACCUUGUACUACGACGUCGAUCCCUUCCUCUUCUACGUCUUGUGCGAGGUGGACAGCUUCGGUUUCCACCCGGUGGGCUACUUCAGCAAGGAGAAGUACUCCGACCUCGGGUACAACCUGGCGUGCAUCCUGACGUUCCCGUCCUACCAGCGGAAGGGCUACGGGAGGGUUCUCAUCGCCUUCUCGUACGAGCUCAGCAAGAAGGAGGAGAAGGUCGGCAGUCCCGAGAAGCCUCUGUCGGACUUGGGCGCGGCAGCGUACCGAUCGUACUGGGCCAGCGUCAUCAUCCAGGCGAUGCAAUCCUUCGAGGGGCGCGAGCUGGCGAUCGUGGACGUGUCGAAAGCAACUUCGGUUAUCUCGGAGGACGUGAUAGACACGAUGACUCGCCUCGGCAUGCUCAAGUACGCCGACGGAGAGCACCGCAUCGUCGCCACGCGGGUGAUGCUGAGCACCCUCGCCACCAAGUAUCCCAUCAAGGAGCCCCGAGUGGACCCGAAUAAGGUACACUGGACACCCCUCGUUGACUCAGCGCACCUUGGGGACAAGUUCUUUAUCCGGAACAAGAUUCCUCCAAGCGCGGAAACAGUGGACAUGGAGGAAGAGGAGUAGAUGGCGGAGCAAUCAUUUACUUGCUUUCGGCCGUAGAUUUUCAAACUCUCUGUGCUGUAACAACACGGUGCCGCCUCUAGCUAAUAGUCCGCGCCUUUAGAAACGUGAUGGCGUUGAGGGGGAGAUAGAUCAUACUCCCGACUCAGACACCGGGCGCUUGUGGAAGUAACUGCUGUACACUGUAUACUGCAUUUCAUGCUGGGUGUAUUGUAGUGUUUGUUGGUGUUGGGCGUCUGUUUGCUGGGGUAGAAGUAAAUGACUUGGGACCGAAACCACCUGUUGCUGAGAUAUACAUAGUCUAAGUACGUACUUUGUUCACUUCAAAUGAUGAAAAUGCUCUAUUAAUAGU
Messenger RNA from Ectocarpus siliculosus, 2143 nucleotides. Lineage: Eukaryota; Phaeophyceae; Ectocarpales; Ectocarpaceae. The record is from the annotation of a GenBank genome assembly.